Messenger RNA from Didymodactylos carnosus, 627 nucleotides. NCBI's taxonomy places the organism in Eukaryota, Metazoa, Rotifera, Eurotatoria, Philodinida, Philodinidae. The record is from the annotation of a GenBank genome assembly.
AUGCGACAACGUUAUUAUCAGCAACAAAUCAAACAGCAGUCCAACCGAAAACCACGUUAUACAGAUGAUGAAUGGCAGCCGCUCUGGCUUUGGAACCCAUGCCAUACUAAACAACAACGUUCUACCACAAAAGAAAAAUCACAUUCAAGUCUUAGAUCUGAAGAACACAAUCUUCACUCAUUUACAGGUGUUUCGGGUGGAACAUUUCACAUUAAUCAAAUAGUGAUGAUUUAUGAUCAAAAAUGCACAAGAAUUCGUGAUAUUGAUUUUUUACAAGCGACAGUAUUAGAAUUAGAUCACCAGCAGCAGCGAUGUUUAGUUAAAUUCAAUUACAAUCAGUUAAACGAUUAUGCCAGAUUUGAUGAAGUAUUUCAAAUACCAUUUCAAGGUUUAGAAGAUGAUGAUAUGGAUAAUGACAAACUGGCAUGUUUGAAACGUAUUCAAUCAAUGGAAAUUAAUCCGUCAUCAAUUAUAAACAACAACAACUUGAAAGCACUGUCAGAGUAUUUAGAUGAUCAAAAAUCUGAAGAUGGAUCAGAAUUGUAUCAUCAUACCGAUUCACACGAAUUAUAUGUUGAUCCAUUUGAUAGUCGAUAUGACCUUUUUCUUACUACUGAACACUUGUAA